Molecule: messenger RNA, 1602 nt
Organism: Soboliphyme baturini
Lineage: Eukaryota; Metazoa; Nematoda; Enoplea; Dioctophymatida; Soboliphymatidae
Source: the annotation of a GenBank genome assembly
AUGCUAGCGGGUAGAGACCUCAGUUUUGUCCUUCUGCUUCUACACGCAACAACGUCUGAGUUGAUUCAGAAAUUCUCAGUCAGAGAAAAUCAGCCUGCAAACAGUUUUGUGGGAAAAAUCCAGAAAGCUGAUCAUCAGGAUCGGGCAGUGGCCGCUGGUCGGCAGUACUUUUUUAUGUUUCCCGCGGAAGCAGAUGUGAAGACGUUCUUCACGGUGGACGAAACUAGCGGAGAAAUAUGGACAAAGACGGAGCUGGACCACGAAAUGACGUCCAAAUACGUCUUUUUGGCCAUUCCAGUAAGCGGGGGUGAAGGUAUACGGGUACAAAUCAAUGUCUUGGACGAAAAUGAUAAUGCUCCACUUUUUCCCACUCCUUCCGUCGAUGUAUCUCUUUCUGAGUACGCGAAGGUCGGCUCUGAGGUAGCUCUGCCAUCGGCGAUUGACAGGGACUCUUCUUCACUUGCCGUACAAAAGUAUGUCAUCGAAAGCGGCAACAACGGUAACGCCUUCCGGUUGUCUUAUCAACUGAACAAGGAAGUAACAUUUUUGGACCUGGUAGUCAACACUGAGUUGGAUCGAGAAAAGUGCGCCCAGUACGAGUUAACAAUUCACGCAUAUGACGGGGGAAGUCCCCCUUUAUGGGGAACUCUCCUUGUCAACGUUUCGAUCCUGGACGUGAACGACAACGCACCAGAAUUCGAACAACCUCGGUACCUCAUUGAACUGCCUUCCAAUUUAACCAAUGGCGACGUGGUGGCAACAGUGAAGGCGACAGAUCUCGAUGACGGAGAGAACGGCAGGGUAACGUAUUACUUAGGGCCUAGUCCUGGGAAAGCUGAAACCUUCUUUACCGUUGAGGAGCGAACAGGGGUUCUGCGUUGGGCUUCAGAAGAAAAGCCUCAGAAAGCUUACGAAAUUUUGAUCAAUGCUAAGGACAAUGGAGAACAGCCGCUGGUGACAUCGGCAUUCAUACUAGCGACUCUCGUUAAGGAAGUUCAGGAAACGGUCAUAAAGAUAACGUAUCUUACAGACGAUGCAACACCGUUGAUUCGGGAAGACAUGAUUAAUGGCAGUCUAGUGGCUCGAAUUUUGGUCUUUGGCGAAGGAGACCCUUCAAGACCCAACUGCGACGAUUACAUGGGCAUUGUGAUGACCCGAAACUUAUCCAUCAAUCUACUCGAUGUCAACGACAAUGCACCACAGUUUGUUAAGUCCGUCUAUGAGGCGGAAGUCAAGGAGACAGCGCCUCCCGGAACCUCUGUGGUUCAAGUAGAAGCGAUGGACCGCGACGAAUGCUCCAAGGGCAUGAUACGCUAUUCGUUGCUAAACGUGAAUUCGAGUCGGCAUUCGAACUGGUUCAAAGUCGAUCCUCACAGUGGUCUCAUCACUACCUCAGAGGUUAUAGAGUGUAGCAUCAAUCCAACAACGAAUUUGACCGUUAUGGCGGACGACGGAGGAGGUGAACCUGGCCUGUCCGGCGUCACCACCGUCAUAAUCCGUGUCACGGGAGUCAACGAAAAUCCGCCGUUGUUCAAGCAGCAGUUCUACAGGGCAUCGUUGCCGGAAGAUGCGGAAGCUGGAUUUUGCUUUCUUCAGGUAUGA